CAGAAAUGAAUUCCGAUAUUAAUACCGAUACUGACGACAAAGCACAAAGAAAAAUCAGAGCCAGAAAACAGAUUGAUAUUGAUGAUGAUGAAAGCGAUGAUGAUCAUGAUAGUGAUCCUCUCCGCCUACCAUCAUAUCCGAAAGCACCUAUAGUUGUUUAUACGAAUACGUACACAGGAGAUGCACGCAACAUACCCAAAAAGGAGCUAAAGAAUAUAUUAAAAUUAAAUAUAUACAAAGGAGAUAUCCAAGGAUCUCCCAUCUCCCAUAGAGAGAUACCCAAAAGAGAUAACCAUACACAAAAAGGAAAUGAAGAAUAUAUUACAAUUGAAAAUUAUCUUCAUCGUAUGGAUAGAACGUUAGCAGAUAUAAAAUUUGACAUAAAUCAUCUCAUUGAGCAAUAUCAACUUAUAUUGACUAAAAUGAAUUCAAAUAAUGGUUCCAAUUUGACGCGAGAAUGUCAUAGCCUUUUGCUAAGUGAUGAAUUAAGCAAAUUGUCUUUCCCUCUGAAAAUUGUAGAAGAACUAGAAUAUUUACAAUGCAUGCUUUUUUCAAAUGAAGAAGGAUUAAAAGAGCGUAUGUUCAGCAUAUUGGCAGCUAUUGGUGGAAGUACUUACGAAGAAAUGGUUAAAAGAAUGCUUAUAUAUAUUUUUACGAAUUAAAUAGCUAGUUUGUACAGUUGGGUGGGAGGAAAGGGAAAACAAAAACUUCAUCAUUUAGAGAUAAUGAAAUUAAUGUUUAAAGUUGUCAGGAAGACAUUCCCUAAUGUCACAGAGAAAGAUUUUGAAACAAAAUGUAAAGAUUGGUUUCGACACGCGAAACACAGAUUCGAGAAUGAAAAACGGCGGCAAAGUAAUUCGACGCAGCAAUAACCAGUUGCCAAAAGCAUAAUUUUUACAUCGAAGCAACAAUUAUUAUACGCAAUUGCUGAACGCUCAUGUGACACCGACGAAUAUUCGUAUAACGCCUGUGCAUCCGAUCAACCGCAGCCGUACAUAUUAGACUAUCCUAACAUAAAAUUUUAAUUGCCCACAUAUCUGCCAUCAUCGUCCGGGGUUAUGGAAAAGUUUCAUCCGCUGAAGGAAGACUUUGCUAUGCUUUAUGUAGCGCUCGAGGAAGAGCUGAAUGUGCAGACGUACAACCACGACAAGAUCGUGUCGUUCGUUGACUUAGCAUGGGACGCGAUCAUAAGAGAAAAUGUGACUGCAACCGCUCGUAUAGUUUUAUAGUGGACAAUGAAAGUGAAAGUUGUCGAAACGAAGGCAAUAACAGCAAUUUUUAUAUUUGUAAACCAUUUUUAUUACAAAUUAUAUUUAGUUAGUUUUUUCAAGUCUUUUAGUUAAAUUGAGUCGAAAUAUUAAAGAUCAAAAUAUAUAAAAAGA
Messenger RNA from Cataglyphis hispanica, 1382 nucleotides. RefSeq lists its product as uncharacterized. The record is from RefSeq and is a predicted model, not a curated record. The coding region runs from base 6 to 662 and encodes 218 amino acids. The transcript has 7 exons. NCBI's taxonomy places the organism in Eukaryota, Metazoa, Arthropoda, Insecta, Hymenoptera, Formicidae.